GUCCUGUUAAAAACAAGAAAAAGGGAAAGAAGGCAGGGCCGCCUGGACCCAAUGGUCCCCCAGGACCUCCAGGACCUCCAGGACCCCAGGGACCCCAGGAAUUCCAGGGAUUCCUGGAAUUCCAGGAACAACUGUUAUGGGACCACCUGGUCCUCCUGGUCCUCCCGGUCCUCAAGGACCCCCUGGCCUCCAGGGGCCUUCUGGUGCUGCUGAUAAAACUGGAACUAGAGAAAACCAGCCAGCUGUGGUGCAUCUACAGGGCCAAGGGUCAGCAAUUCAAGUCAAGAAUGAUCUUUCAGGUGGAGUGCUCAAUGACUGGUCUCGCAUCACUAUGAACCCCAAGGUGUUUAAGCUACAUCCCCGCAGUGGGGAGCUGGAGGUACUGGUGGACGGCACCUACUUCAUCUAUAGUCAGGUAGAAGUAUACUACAUCAACUUCACUGAUUUUGCCAGCUACGAGGUGGUGGUGGACGAGAAGCCCUUCCUGCAGUGCACCCGCAGCAUUGAGACAGGCAAGACCAACUACAACACUUGCUAUACUGCGGGUGUCUGCCUCCUCAAGGCGCGGCAGAAGAUCGCCGUGAAGAUGGUGCAUGCUGACAUCUCUAUCAAUAUGAGCAAGCACACCACCUUCUUUGGGGCCAUUAGGCUGGGCGAAGCCCCUGCAUCCUAG
Molecule: messenger RNA, 673 nt
Organism: Castor canadensis (American beaver)
Lineage: Eukaryota; Metazoa; Chordata; Mammalia; Rodentia; Castoridae
Source: RefSeq, a predicted model, not a curated record